Salvia hispanica is the source of this 1006-nucleotide messenger RNA. RefSeq lists its product as uncharacterized. NCBI's taxonomy places the organism in Eukaryota, Viridiplantae, Streptophyta, Magnoliopsida, Lamiales, Lamiaceae. The record is from RefSeq and is a predicted model, not a curated record. Gene Ontology annotation, molecular function: DNA-binding transcription factor activity; DNA binding.
ACACAUAUACAUACACUUAUAGAUACAUAUACGUCUCUCUCUCUACACAGUACAGGAAUUUUGCAGCUGUAGCUCUGCAUACUCCUCUUCCUACCCUAUUUAUUUUAUCCACGCCUUCUCCUUCUCUCUCUCUCUCCUAUUUAUGAAAUUGAUUAUUUAAAGUGAAUUGGGGUCAGAAGAGGCGAGAAUUCCUUCCUUUUGUUCCCUUCGAUUAAAGCAGGUCGCAAUUGAAGUAUCCCAAUCCUCAGGUGCCAAUACUAAUAAAAAUCAAAUCGAGAAUCAGAAUCAGAAUCAGAAUGGGUAGCGGUAGCUACGGCGGCGUUGGGAGGAAUAAUGGCGUGAGGCAGUACGUCAGAUCAAAGGUUCCGCGCCUCCGAUGGACUCCCGAUCUCCACCACUGCUUCGUCCACGCCGUUGACCGCCUUGGCGGCCAAGACAAAGCAACUCCUAAAUUGGUUCUUCAAUUGAUGGAAGUGAGAGGCCUCACCAUAUCUCAUGUCAAAAGCCAUCUACAGAUGUACAGAAGCAUGAAGACUGAAGCUGCCAGACGAGUUUCAAAUGUGUUCCCAGAGAUGAGCAUUUCACAGCAAAGGAAACACUGUUGCGAAGAACAAAUGUUUCUCUCUCCUGCAAAAAGAGCGAGAGUGGGGAAAGUGGAAGAAUGCAGCCAAAGGAAUCCGUACGGAGAUGAUGAUUACAUGGGUGAGAAAGUUAAAGAAAAUGAAAACCCUUCUUCUGCCACUACUGCCGAUGUACUGCUCCUGCAUUCUGACUUUUUCAAGCUGCAGAAGGGGAUAUGCAAGAUGGAGCAGUUUAGUAGUGGGAAUGAAGAUGGGUGUGAAUUGUCACUGUGUCUGGCUUCGCACAAUCCAAUUGCAGAUAACCUCCAGAAAAGUAAUGUGUCUGUGUCUUGUACCACUGAGAUCAGUGAUGCCAUUUCUUCUAAUUCUUCUCAUGAAUUCCCUGGAAUAAACCUUGAUCUAUCCAUUGCUUGACCUUCCUUUAA